AUGAACUCUCUUCAAUACCGUUACAUUCUUUCUCCACAGUCCACAAAACCCCGAUUUUCUCGCAUUUUCCCGCCUCUUUUUGAUUUUCCCGGAAGAAGAAGAAGAAAACAAGGUUUCUCAAUAUGCUGCUCUUCGAAAACCGAUGAGCGCCCUCCGUUUGAUAUCAACCUUGCUGUUAUUCUUGCCGGCUUUUCCUUUGAAGCAUACACAACUCCUCCUGAAAAUUUGGGUAGGCGUGAAGUUGAUGCAGCUGGUAGCAAGACAAUCUAUCUUUCUGAGGAAUUUUUUCGCGAGCUUUAUGACGGGCAACUAUUCAUAAAGUUGAAAAAAGGAUCCAGUUUCCCUGCCAUGGAUCCAUGGGGAACAAGUGAUCCAUAUGUGGUCUUACAGAUGGGUUCUCAGUCUGCUAAAAGCAAUAUCAAAUGGAGGACAAAAGAGCCAACAUGGAAUGAGGAGUUUACUUUUAAUUUUAAGCGGUCUCCAAACAAAUUCCUACAGGUUGCAGCUUGGGAUGCAAACUUCUUAACCCCACACAAACGCCUUGGGAAUGCAGUUGUUGAUUUGGAAUGGCUUUGUGACGGAGAUACACAUAAAAUACUGGUGGAGUUGGAAGGAAUGGGUGGUGGUGGCAUGGUUUGGCUGGAGGUUAUAUAUAAGACCUUUGAUGAAAUUGACGAUGAGGAAAAGUGGUGGAAGAUACCUUUUGUUUCAGAUUUCCUAAAGAAGAAUGGUUUUGAUUCUGCUCUCAGAAAGGUUAUUGGUUCUGAUACAGUACAAGUCAGCCAAUUUGUGGAGUAUGCAUUUGGGAAGUUGAAAUCAUUUAACAACGAGAAGGGUCAGAUGUCUGAUACUGAUAAUGAUAAAUAUGAUACUGAAAGUUCUAAGGAAUCAAAUGAUUCUGCAUGUAUGUUGAAGUCUCCUUACGAGGCUACUGGUUCAGAUUCAGAAGCCUCUGAUGAAGCUUCUAGUGAACAAAGAAACAUGGAAGAGUUUCACUCACAUGAUAGUGAAACUGGAAAUGAACACGCUUUGAAACCAUUACCACAAGCUAGUGAGGAAGAACUGUCAAAUCAACGUUUUUGGAAGAAUUUUUCUAAUGUUGUCAAUGCCGACAUUGUUCAAAAGCUGGGUCUCUCGGUUAUGGAGAAAUUAAAGUGGGAUGGACUGGAGUUUCUAAACAAAAUUGGCUUGCAAUCCCAAGAUAUUGCAGAUGUUUCUGGUCUUGCGAUACAUGGAGGCAUAGAAGAAUCGGACAAUAAAAUCCAGUCUUCACUUCCAGAGGUCAAAAAGGCAAGUGAGAAAUUGAUGGAGCAAACUGAAUCAAUUUUAGGAGGUUUAAUGCUUUUGUCGGCAACAGCUUCCAAAAUGAAAGAUGAAGGAUGUUCUUCUGAAGAGAGGAAAACCAAAGAAGAUUCUAUCAAAGGAGUAGGCAGUGAUGUUCAGUAUUCUACUAGUGAGAAGUCUCCUAGCCCAGAAAACGGAUCAUUUUUGGAUGAUAAACAAACUGAAGAAACGAGAGCACUUUUUUCAACUGCUGAAAGUGCCAUGGAGGCUUGGACAAUGCUGGCAACUUCACUAGGUCAUCCUAGUUUCAUUAAGUCUGAGUUCGAAAAGAUAUGUUUCUUAGAUAAUGGACCCACUGACACACAGGUUGCAGUUUGGCGUGAUUCUGUGCGAAGAAGGUUAGUGAUUGCAUUCAGGGGAACAGAACAGACAGCAUGGAAGGACUUUGCAACGGAUCUAAUGGUUAUUCCAGCAGGGCUGAAUCCUGAAAGGAUAGGUGGAGAUUUCAAGCAAGAGGUUCAAGUUCACAGGGGCUUUCUAAGUGCAUAUGACUCAGUAAGGACCAGGAUCAUUUCUCUGAUUGAACUUGCAAUUGGUUAUGUGGAUGAUAAUUCGGAGUUCACCCAUAAAUGGCAGAUUUAUAUGACUGGACAUAGUUUGGGUGGUGCAUUGGCUAUUUUGCUUGCCCUUGAACUUUCAUCAAAUCAAUUAGCUAAGCGAGGAGCGGUCUCUAUAACUAUGUAUAAUUUUGGUUCUCCUAGGGUUGGUAACAAAAGAUUUGCGAAGGUUUACAAUAAGAAUGUUAAAGAUAGCUGGCGAAUUGUGAAUCACAAAGAUAUCAUUCCUACAAUGGGCCGGUUUAUGAGUUAUUGUCAUAUCAAUCAACCUUUAUUUCUUGCUGCCGGAGUUUCACCAAAUUCCUUAGAGAAUAAAGAUAUUCUUGGAAAUGGUUAUGAAAGUGAUGUUUUUGGGGAAUCCACGCCAAAUAUCAUAAUCAACGACUUUAUAAAUGGCGAAAUGGAACUUAUUGAGAAGUUGUUACAAACUGAAAUUAAUAUAUUCCGCUCAAUUAGAGAUGGAAGUGCAUACAUGCAGCAUAUGGAGGAUUUUUAUUACAUCACAUUACUAGAGAAUGUAAGAUCAAAUUACCAAGUUGCCUCAAGGUCAAAACAAGAUGUUAACACCAGUUUAUCCUGA
Vicia faba (fava bean) is the source of this 2481-nucleotide messenger RNA. The record is from the annotation of a GenBank genome assembly. Lineage: Eukaryota; Viridiplantae; Streptophyta; Magnoliopsida; Fabales; Fabaceae.